This is a messenger RNA of Adineta ricciae, 1365 nucleotides long. The record is from the annotation of a GenBank genome assembly. NCBI's taxonomy places the organism in Eukaryota, Metazoa, Rotifera, Eurotatoria, Adinetida, Adinetidae.
AUGCUACCAUUUCUCUGUGCGGUGUUUGUCGUUGUAAUUAUACUACUACUCGCCAGAUUACGCAAACCUAAUGCAUCAACACAACGAUGUGCGUAUGUGAUUGUCCUUGGCGAUCUUGGUCGAAGUCCACGUAUGUGUAAUCAUGCGAUUCAAUUCUCCAAACAUCGAUUCAAUGUUAAAUUGAUUGGUUAUGCGGAAUCGGAACUUAGUCGCCAUAUUACUAGUAAUCAAAAUAUCGAGAUAUGUCCUCUCAAACCAUUUCUUCAAAUCGAAGGUUUACCAGCAGUAGCAGUAUACGCUUUUAAAAUCCUCUGGCAAUUCGGUACCCUUCUUGUGCGUCUAUGUCAAUUGCCAAAACCUGAUGUUAUCUGUGUUCAAAAUCCACCAUCGAUUCCAGCGAUGUUCACCGCGUUGAUAAUUGCGAAAGUUCGAGGUGCACGGUUAAUUGUCGACUGGCAUAAUUAUGGAUAUUCGAUGUUAGCACUAAAACAUGGUGCAAAACAUUGGAUUGUUCAACUUUGUCAACGUUAUGAGUUCUUUCUUGGACAAUUAGCGAAUAUCAACCUGUGUGUGUCAGAAACCUUUGCGCAGAAUCUCAGUGUACACAUGAUCAAAGCAUCGGUUUUAUACGACAAACCAACAAACCAGUUCCACGUUCUUACUAACGAAGAAAAGCAUCAAAUUCUUAUUAAAAUGUUUACCAAAUACAAAUAUACACAAUUUCAAGGAGAAUCAGAGGAGUCAUCGCGAUUUAUUCACGAAGAUAAACAGAACAAUAUUGUUUUUGCACCUGAUCGACCAGCUAUUGUUGUUAGCAGCACAAGUUGGAGCGAAGAUGAAAAAUUCGAAUUACUAUUCGAUGCUUUGAAAAGAUAUGGUUCACAUGAAAAAACAAAAUUGCCAUCGAUUGUUUGUAUUGUUACUGGGAAAGGUCCGUUAAAAGAACAAUUCGUCGAUAAACUCGAACGUGAACGUGCUCAAUAUCCACACGUGGAGUUUUGUUUUCCUUGGCUUGACGCUGAUGAUUAUCCACGAUUGUUAGGCUGUGCGGACAUUGGUAUCAGUCUUCAUCAAUCAUCGAGCGGAUUCGAUUUGCCAAUGAAAGUUGUCGAUAUGUUUGCUGUAGGUGUUCCAGUUUGUGCAGUUCACUACGAUUGCAUUGGUGAAUUGGUCAAACGUGAUCAAAAUGGAGUGAUUUUUGAAGAUGCUGACGAUCUUUGUGAACGAUUAGAAAGUCUACUGCACGGUUUUCCAGAUAAUUGUCCGAAGCUGAACAGUUUGAAAACUAAUUUGAUAGCUACAUUACCGAAUGAGAAUUGGUCAAAGGAAUGGGAUUCCGUCUUGAAACCAUUACUCAACUUAUAG